This is a messenger RNA of Penicillium crustosum, 411 nucleotides long. RefSeq lists its product as uncharacterized. The record is from RefSeq and is a predicted model, not a curated record. The transcript has a single exon. Bases 1 to 411 code for a protein of 136 amino acids. Lineage: Eukaryota; Fungi; Ascomycota; Eurotiomycetes; Eurotiales; Aspergillaceae.
AUGACCUACAUUGGUGAGAUAUUGUACGCCUCCUCAUCAAAGGAAUCUGGCCUUGCCUGGACGCGCGAUGCAGUCGAUAUGGCCGAGUCCACAAUGCUCGACCUCGGCAAUUCGGCCGACCGCACUGCUCGAACUCGCUGCGCACAGUGCCUAAAGGUUGGGCUAGAGAAUUGGAAAACCAUGAUCUCUUCCCUUGUCAUCCGUGCCCGGAAAGAGGAGCAGGAGAGUAGGGAUCAAGCUAAGGGUGCUUGGUUUGGCGGCGAGCGCCGCGCAGAGGCAAAGAGUCUCGAUCGUCGACGCUGGGAGGCUGAAGACGCUAUCCUGGAGGAUCGAAUUCGUCGCCUCUUCCCUCUCCUCGAAGGUGAGUCUGGACUGGACCUUCUCGCUCCAAACAGCUCUUUGUUUGUGUAG